AUGUCAGAUACACAAUCCAGAAUUGAUUCGUGGAAUGAAAGAAUUUCUAAACUUGAAGAAGCAAAUAAUGAUCAUUUAGCCAGAUGUAAAAAGCCGGAAUAUGUAGAUAAUGAUCAUUUAACCAGAAUUAAAAAGCUGGAGCAGGAUGUAACGAAAUUUCUUAAUGAAGAACCGAUAAUUGAAUACCGUCCUCCUUUCUUAAAUGGAUUAGAAUUCGACGCCUUCUUUCAGAAAUAUAAAAUCACGUUAGAAAUACAAGGAAGUCAGCACCGGUUUCAUAGUACUAGCUGGUAUAAAGAUGUUAAAAAACUCGAAGACAUUGUUAAUCGUGAUCGGUUAAAAAGAUGCGUAUGUCAAGAUAAUGGAAUUUUUCUUCUUGAGGUAUGGUAUGAUGAAAAACCAUAA
Diversispora eburnea is the source of this 405-nucleotide messenger RNA. The record is from the annotation of a GenBank genome assembly. NCBI's taxonomy places the organism in Eukaryota, Fungi, Glomeromycota, Glomeromycetes, Diversisporales, Diversisporaceae.